CCAAACAAAAACUAGGGUUUCCGAUUCCGGCGACGCGAUGGUCGACGGCGCGGCGGAUGAGCGCGAGCCCCAUCCUCGACCCCAGGAAAUGGCCUCGCUGCCAAUCCCCGACGAGCUAUCGGUGGAGAUAUUCCUCCGCAUUCCCAACCCAGCCGACCUUCUCCGCGCCUCCGCCGCCUGCGUCUCCUUCCGCCGCCUCAUUGCCGACCGCUCCUUCCUCCGGCAGUACCGCAAGCUCCACGCUCCGCCCCUUCUCGGCCUCCUCGACCACGAACGCAAGGUCUUCUACCCCGCGGUCCCGCCUCACCCCUCCGCGCCGGCAGCCGGCGCCGCGGCCCUAGCUGCCGACUUCUCCUUCUCCUUCCUCCCCGCCCCCGCCACCGAUUGGCGCGUCCAGGACGUCCUCAGCGGCCGCGUCCUCCUCGACAGAGUCCCCCCAGCACGACAUCGAUAAUAGGCACAGACUGGUCUUCCCGGAGCUGGUGGUGUGCGACCCCUUGUACCGUCGGUACCUCCUGCUUCCCCCAAUCCCUGCCCACCUAGCCGCUACGGUGAAGCGUCCACUCUGGAUAAAACCGCAUCGUUACUGCGAGACCUUCCUCGCUCCCCCAAGCGACAGCGACGAGGAGGCAUCCGCGGCAGAAGAGACGUCUUUCAGCGUGGUCUGGAUGGCACAGUGCAAUGCUAAGCUGAUUGCCAUUGUCUUCUCGUCAAGCACAGGGCAAUGGCGAGCCAUUUCGUCCCUGAGCUGGAGUGAUUUAUUACCUGGCUUGCUAUCGUCCACAGGGUUGGCUCUGUUCUCCUUGCGGCAAUACGCCUAUGGGCUCUUCUAUUGGGUGACAGAUUGGAGGGAAAAGUUUCUGGUGCUUGACUCCCGGAGGAUGAAGUUCUCCAUUGCUGAACCCCCACCUGAGAUGAGAUAUUUACACGGUGUGGAUAUAGCCAUUUUGGAGGCAGGGGAAGGCAGGUCCAGGAUGUUUGUGCGUACCGAAGGCACAAAAUACCUCAACUAUACCACCGGGCGAAACAAUUGUGGGAGUUCCAUCCAGUGGCAGUUGGAGAGGACAAUCUCACUGGAUUCUGGGUAUGUGUUGAUCAGUUCAACAGGGAGGCACUUAUUCCUAUAUCAGCGCCAAAGCUCAUCGCUUGAUCGAGCCUUUUUCUCGCUGGAUGCCAGGACAUUCCAGCUUGAGAGGGUGUUUGCCUCAAAUUCAUGCAUCCCCAAUGCGCGCGCAUAUAGCAGCUUUCCACCAUCAUUGUUGUUGACACCAACAAUAUCAAGUGGCAUUGGAAACAGCGGGGCUGAGAAGGAGACACCGGAACAAGGCUGUGCUGCAAGCUCAAGCACAGAGUCACCAAAGUCAGAGUAGUGCUAAUGCGGAUGCCGAACUCAGACUAUUCCGCCGUGUUGGUCUUGUAGUAGCGGUGUGGCAAUCUAGCAUUAACCCGGAGUUUAUCUUGUGUGCCUUGAUCCGACGAUGAGUAUCGCGCUCGCCGGGUAAGGUAGAGACAGUGAGAGUGCGUUAAUGGCGUUUUGUUCAACCACAAGCAGUAGGUUAACUAAGAGUAUGUAACCAGUCGACGCGAUUGCGAUCUUGUGGUAUGCCUGCCAAUCUCUGUACCUGGUACUGC
This is a messenger RNA of Triticum aestivum (bread wheat), 1632 nucleotides long. RefSeq lists its product as uncharacterized. Gene Ontology annotation, molecular function: protein binding. The record is from RefSeq and is a predicted model, not a curated record. Lineage: Eukaryota; Viridiplantae; Streptophyta; Magnoliopsida; Poales; Poaceae. The coding region runs from base 669 to 1370 and encodes 233 amino acids. The transcript is spliced from 2 exons.